This is a messenger RNA of Zerene cesonia (dogface butterfly), 3601 nucleotides long. Its product is annotated as elongation of very long chain fatty acids protein 7-like. The transcript is spliced from 7 exons. Lineage: Eukaryota; Metazoa; Arthropoda; Insecta; Lepidoptera; Pieridae. The record is from RefSeq and is a predicted model, not a curated record. Gene Ontology annotation, biological process: fatty acid elongation, monounsaturated fatty acid; very long-chain fatty acid biosynthetic process; sphingolipid biosynthetic process. Bases 179 to 1198 code for a protein of 339 amino acids. Gene Ontology annotation, cellular component: endoplasmic reticulum membrane. Gene Ontology annotation, molecular function: fatty acid elongase activity.
AGGACCCUUUCUAUAAUUUUAUUAUACAAUCUGGGACGGAACUGAAGUGAGUAACAUCGCGUGCAAUCGUAUUUCAUCGGUCGCCGGGUCGAUAUUGGCGCAGUGCUCACUUUAGCUUCAAAGUGUACGGUCAGAAAAGGAUAUAUUUUAACGGAUUACAGACAGAACCUGAUCCACAAUGAGCUACUUAGACAAAAUCGAUAGAUAUUUGGACUCGUUGAAGGUCGGCAAAAGUGCCAUAGUGGACUCGUGGUUCUUGAUGUCUAGUCCAAUACCAUUACUGGCGGUGGUGGUGUCAUACCUUUUCUUCUUAAAAAUAGGACCUCGGCUGAUGAAGAAUCGUCCCCCCCUACAGAUAACAAAGCUGGUCAGCUAUUAUAACGCCGCUCAAGUGGUAUUAGCUGCUAUGAUAUGUAUCAAGGUUUUCAAGUUAAAUAUUUUUAGAGAUGGAAUAAUUUAUGCAGGGUGCCGCUAUCCGUCCAAUACGCAAAAUCCUUUGUUACUCGAUCUGGGCUGGUGGUAUUUCUUUGCUAAAUUCACUGAACUUUUGGAUACGGUAUUUUUUGUUCUGAGAAAGAAAGACAAGCAGCUGACAUUCCUUCACGUCUAUCAUCACGUGAUCAUGGCCCUGUACUCUUGGAGUUAUUUGAAGUUUGCGGCCGGUGGUGAAGGCGCUAUACUGGCCCUUCUGAACUCCGCCGUCCACGUUGUCAUGUAUACUUACUAUCUCAUGUCCGGAUUGGGGCCAAAAUUCCAGAAGUAUCUUUGGUGGAAGAAGUACGUCACGAAAAUGCAGUUGAUCCAAUUUAUGUUAAUGCUCACCUACUGUGCGUGGACAUAUUAUUCGCCAAGAUGUCAGUACGCAACCGGUUUUACUUUCUUCAUAUCCUCAAAUGUUGUCAUAUUCCUGGUACUCUUUUUGAAUUUCUACACAAAGAGCUACAAGGGUAGAAGUGAUGCAAAAAAGCAAAGAAUCGAAUGUGCCAAAGCUCAGAAUGGCUCGAACGACCAUUUGAAUUUGAACGGCAAUAAUAUAUGUGAUAAUAAUGAGAAUGGUUUUUGUCGGUCUAAUGGUAAAAUGAAUCUAAGAGUGCCUUACGAAAGUGUAAACGGAGAUAAUAAAAAUGGAAAGUUGGUAUCGAGAAGAUUGAACAAAGAAGUGGAUGGACCAGAUUUUAACUAUGGUGCUAAGAAAUGAUUUGACAGCUUCGAAUUUUGGGGGAUACUAUAAAUGCUACUAGUUGGCACCAGUAUUAAAGUACGGAGUGCAUGUAUCGUUUUCUGGAAGAUAUUUUCAACUAAAGAUGUAUUUGUUUUUAUAACUUAUGAUUAAUUAUAAUAAUAAACAAGCUCUCAAGCCACGCAUUUCCCAAGUUUGAGGAAAUUAAAACAAUUGUAAAAAUUUGACGUAGAUGGUAGAACGAAAUGGUAUUUGGGUGUGCCAACUAGUAACAUUGGUAUAGCCUCGGCAUCUUCUGAGACUGAUGUAUGUGAUGAUAAUAAUGUGGAAUAUGAACGUUUUACCUUCGAGAGUCACGGCGUUAUUUCUAUGUAAAUAUAGGUAGAUGCGACUGCCUCUGUCGGGUUAGUUAAUAGAUCAGCCAUUAAAUAUUUUGUCACACUUCGUGUUAAGGUUUACUAAUAUAUUAUAUUUGGGUACUUGUGCCUGUUUAUUACAUUUAAGUACUUAAGAUGAAGAUGUUAAAGUGCGUUAUUGUUAAACAUAUCGAUGUUUUAAAUGUUUUCGAUUUCUUUAUGUGAUGUAAAUACACGCCAAUAACAGUCUUAUGCAAAUGGCAAUAAUAAUAUGUUUGACGUAUGAAUUUCAAUUACUGAAAAUCUCUGCGGCAUUGCAACAUUUUAAUAAGUCAGGAUUUUGGUUGAUUCAAUUUCAACACUCUCUCUUAUAGUAAUAGGUGUAUUAAUAUUGCACGCUAAGACACAGUUUAAGGCUGUAGCAAAUGGCAGCAUUCAUACUGACUGUAGUGAAAUGUCUAAUCUACGAAGUGAGACAAUAAGAGCUGAUUUUCUGAGAUAUCUUAUGAAUGUAUUGGUUUCUUCUUCAUAAAUAUUUUUUUUUGCUUUAUCUGUAAUCUGAAUGGUACAUAAAUGUGCGCGGCAAAAGAGUUUAAUAGCGUAAGGUCUAUCUUGAAAUAUUUUCGAUCCAAGCCUAGCUUGAAUUUGCCUUUGUAAUAUUACCUUAUUAAUAAGUCCCAUACCGAACUGGGUUCUUUAAGAUUUGCUUAACUAUAUUUAUGGUGUAGUUAAAUAUAAUUUAAGCGUCCAAAUGGUGUAUGGCAUGUUAUUAUUAGAAUUGCAUUAGAACGAUAUCAGAAUAUGGGGGCAAACUGUUACAAAAUUACGAUAGUUUGUUUAGGUAAAUGCACUUGCUGUUUAUAUGAUUUUUACUUUGUCAAUAUGUGCAUAAAAACCGCUAUAUAAAAGGGAAGCUCAGUAUAGGUGUAGCUGACGGAGUACUGUAGUUGACUUCUGCUCCAGCUAGGGGAAAAAAGGAACUCAAGUGAAAUGUAUACUAAUAUAUGUGCAUAAAAGACGGAAUGUUUGGCUCGAACAAUGCAUGAUAGAACUAGCUGUCGGCCCGUCGCUUCGCCCGCGUGGUCAAAGGAAAUUCCAAUGGGAAUGAGAUGUAACACCGCAAAAAAUAGUAGCCUAUGUCACUGUCUAUUACAAUCUACAGUCCAAACUGUUGUCUCAUAAAAGAAAGACGGACAAUCCCACUUUCCCAUUUAUAAUAUUAGUUUCUUAAAAUACAAACUUAUAAUUAAUCAUUUUUUGCAAUAAAAAAAAUGUAUUUUGCCCCAAUUCUGAUAGCGUUAUUACAUUGAUAAGCGUAGAAAGCCAUACCUUAAGAUUGUUUUGCUUUUAAAUAAGUGUUCGUUUGAGUAAUAUUGGUUCUCAAUUCUUCCUUCACUUGUAAAAUUCUAUGAUUAACUAUUCAAAUUCCGGCCAAAAGCUUCAGAUAUUAUUAAAGUAAGUAAAAAUGUAUAAGCAAUAGUUUAUUAUAUUCUAAAAUAAGCAAACUCGAAACAAACCCCAUCUGUAAAUUUAAUUACAUGGAGUGAAACACUUUUUAUAUAAUAAACAUCAUCAUAUCUCUCAUUACAACACUAUGUGGAUAGAUAGUACAUUUAUUUCGACUUCAAACUUCAUUAUAUAACAGUACAUAUGAAUACAGAUUCAUUUCAGCCAUAAGCCAUAAGCAUAAGUCUUUAAAGAAAUCGGACGGUUCUAAAUGACGAAUUUGUAUUUUUCAUUGUUUAGCGUUUGUAUUUCUGAGCUUUAUCAGUUUCAUUUUGUUCACUCACAUCACUUAUGAAUCAUUCGCUAGUUUUCCUGUCUAGAUUUUAUAAUAGAGUAAGAUCCCAGAGCCGUAAGACACAACUUAUUUUCUAAAGCAUGUAAAUUUCGGUUCACAGUAGUAUCUUGUGUACUCUUUAAUACCUGAAUGUUUGUGGAGCUUGCCCGGUGACACCUGCGCAGGUACCGGGUGAGAAAGGUGACUAAAAAUCAGAGUUACUUAACUUAAAUUUAUAUGACUGAUUUUUAUAAAUGUUUUAUAGAAUAUUAUUCUAAAGUCAUA